Molecule: messenger RNA, 1773 nt
Organism: Kwoniella botswanensis
Lineage: Eukaryota; Fungi; Basidiomycota; Tremellomycetes; Tremellales; Cryptococcaceae
Exons: 3
Coding region: 1-1773 (590 amino acids)
Source: RefSeq, a predicted model, not a curated record
AUGGCUAGCUACAGCUACAGCCUCAGCAGUAUCCCUCGCUCACAAUCAUUAACUCACCCACCUUCUCCUCUCCAACUCGCAAGUACACCAGUCAGAUCACAAAGUGUAUCCACCGGUAACAGUGGUUCAGUCAAGUCUGAAAGGAGAUUAUCAAGAAAAUUACCACCAGCAUGGACAGAAAGCCUAGAGAAUCUUGCUCGUACAUCGCCUCCAACAAGUACAAGAUCAAUUGAUAAUUUCUCUAUUUCUAUUUCACCCAUGUCUAAGACAUCUCAAUUACCUAUCCCUGAAUUAGAAGAUUCUCUUACUACCCAAAUCGGUGGUAAUGGUGAUUCCAGUAAAUCACAACCGCAGGCAAGACCAUAUGUCUUAGAUGUUGAUACUCCACAACUACCGAUGAUCGGCAGAUCAACAUCCUCAUUUUCAUCUGGAACCCCUUCAGCAAUGGCAAACAACCAUGACUCAAGUACAAAUACAAAAACGAUUAAUCCUACUUCGAUUUCUAUGGCAAAUCAACAUACCCAUUCUUCUUCUUCUUCAUCACAAUCAAGCAAUAUGGGUUUCCUCAAAUCUUCGUCAUCCUCCCGUUCUGAUAUCCUUCUUACUCCGCAAUACCUUACGAGCAAAUUACGCGAUAGGGGUUCGAUCGAUUCUACCGAUACAACCUCAUCUUACGCUACUGGAUCUGGCUCAUCUCGUCGAAGGCGAAGGGAUGGAUGUGGGAGUGCAUCGUGUGAGACAUGGUCGCUAUUCGAUGAAAUCAAAUUUGAAGAUUCCCUGUCUACUAAAUCCAAAUCAACCAGUAAGAAAUCCGAAAAGAAGCCCAAGGAAACUUCUAAAGAGAAAAAAGAAAGGAUCAACCAAGAAAAGUUGUUAUUCGAUGAAGAUAGAUUACCUACGCAGAAGAUGUUAUUCGAAGCUAGUUUGAUGGAAGUCGUUGAUGAUAGAGGGAAGAAAGUGAGAUUUGGAGAUCUGGUCAGGAACCGAAAGACUAUAGUGAUUUUCAUUAGACAUUGGUACUGUCCACUUUGCGCACAAUACAUGAAUUCGAUCCUUGCCGAAGUGAGCCUGGAUGCGCUAGAAGAGGCCAAUACAGAUUUGAUCAUUAUUGGUAAUGGAUCUGAUAAGAUGUUGGAUGGUUACAGGAAUAAAUCGUUCCGAUGUCCUUUCAAGAUGUACACCGAUCCUACACUUGCCUUAUACCGAGCUCUAGGUCUUACUCGUCAAACAGGUGAUGGAGGAAAUGCAGACUCCAAAGGCGAUUAUCUCGUUCAAUCAGCAAUGGAAUCAACCGUUCAAACAGUCAAAAGAGCCACCAAGAUGCCAUUGAGGAAUCCAGGUCAUUUCACUCAAUUAGGUGGUGAAUUCAUAUUUGAUGGGACAUUGAAUUGUCUAUUCACACAUCGAAUGACCACCACGAGAUCACAUAAACCCAUUAGGGAUAUUUGUGAAGAAGCUGGUGUCAGAUUGGAAUUCAUACAUUACGAACCUGGAUUACCACCUCCACCCGUACAUAGACAUUCCUUCUUGGGUAUCAAUCAACAACAACACCAACAGCAUGUAGGAUUGGAAGGUGAUGACUGGCAGAUGGAGAGGGAUCAGACGAUCAACCGAAUCAAAGCCCUCAAAGCUGCUAGAAGAGCUAAUCCAGUGAUUAAUCUCCAAGAUACGAGAUCCAGAGUGGUGGAUCACGUGAAGAUUGUAGGUCAGGAUAUGGAUGAAUACGAGGAUGAGGUGGUAUUGGGUUUUAGCGCUUUAGGUAUUGCGACGUAG